UUGUUCAGUCUCUCUCUCUCUCUCUCCUCUGUCUCUCUGAAGUGAGGAUCUUUGUUUGGUUCUGUAAUCAUAAUUAUAUAUAACAAAACAUGAAAAUGUAUUCUCUUCUCUCUGUUCUCUAAAUCCAUUUCUCCCUGAAACUAUGAGCUUUGCUCUCUCUCUCUGUCUCUAAGACACUCACUCACACUCAAAAUCACUUCUUCUUUUUUUUUUUCUCACAAAUCUAAGAUGGGUUUUGUCACAGUAUCUCUAACUCAAAGACCAAAUCUUUAAUCAGUGUUUACAUGGCGAAAAGAUCAAAACUUUUAAUUUCAAUCACUCUGUUUCGCAUAUGUUCUGUGAAGAAGAACAAGACUGUGUGAUUGAUUGAUUUACUUCUUCCUCGAUGGCGUUAUGGUUCGUGUCACUUCUUCUGAUCAUUGGGUUCUUAUCAAAAUCUGAUCUUGGCUCAGCUCAGCUAAGCGAUGAAGCUACAUUGGUAGCUAUAAACAGAGAGCUUAAAGUUCCAGGAUGGAGUAGCAACGGCAUAGAGUAUUGUAAUUGGGUUAGGCUCAAGUGUGGUGCCAACAACACGUUCGUUGAAAUGCUUGAUCUCUCUGGGCUUAAUCUUAAAGGUAAUGUCACUCUAAUCUCUGACCUCAGAAGGUUAAAGCAUCUAGAUCUUUCCGGUAACAGCUUCAAUGGACCAGUUCCUGCUUCCUUUAGCAACUUGUCUGAGCUUGAGUUUCUUGAUUUGUCUUUAAACCGUUUUGUUGGUGGGAUUCCAGUUGAGUUUGGUAAGCUUAGAGGUCUUAGAUCACUCAACGUUUCUAAUAACUUGCUUGUGGGAGAGAUACCUGAUGAGCUUAUGGUUCUAGAGAGGUUAGAGGAGUUUCAAGUGUCUGGAAACGGGUUAAAUGGUUCUAUACCUAACUGGGUAGGGAAUCUGAGUAAUCUCAGGGUGUUUACAGCUUAUGAGAAUGAGUUGGUAGGUGAGAUACCAAAAGGGUUAGGUUUGGUUUCUGAGUUGGAGUUGUUGAAUCUUCACUCAAACCAGCUUGAAGGGGAGAUUCCAAAGGGGGUAUUUGAGAAAGGGAAGCUGAAAGUUUUGGUCUUGACACAGAAUAGAUUGACCGGUGAGCUCCCUGAAGAGGUGGGAACUUGCAGUGGCCUCUCUAGCAUAAGGAUUGGGAAUAAUGAGCUUGUAGGAGUCAUUCCGAGGACUAUUGGUAACGUGAGUGGACUUACUUACUUUGAAGCAGACAAUAACAGUCUCUCAGGUGAGAUUGUUGCAGAGUUCUCAAAGUGUUCUAACCUCACUCUGCUGAAUUUAGCAGCUAAUGGGUUUGCUGGAACCAUUCCAACAGAGUUUGGUCAGCUCAUGAAUCUUCAAGAGCUGAUUCUCUCCGGUAAUAGCCUUUUUGGUGAAGUCCCUAAAUCGUUUCUUGGAUUAGGAAACCUCAACAAGCUUGAUUUGAGUAACAACAGACUCAACGGCACCAUCCCUAAGGAACUCUGCAGCAUGCCAAGGCUUCAGUAUCUGCUCCUUGAUCAGAAUUCUAUAAGAGGAGACAUCCCACAUGAGAUUGGAAACUGUGUGAAGCUGCUUCAGCUCCAGUUGGGUCGAAACUACUUGACUGGAACCAUACCUCCUGAGAUUGGUCACAUGAAGAAUCUGCAGAUAGCACUUAACUUGAGUUUCAACCAUCUUCACGGAGCACUGCCUUCAGAGUUAGGAAGACUGGACAAGCUCGUGUCAUUGGAUGUGUCUAACAAUAUGCUUACAGGAUCCAUACCACAACAACUAAAAGGUAUGAUGAGUUUGUUUGAGGUUAAUUUCUCAAACAACCUCUUGAGUGGUCCAGUUCCAGUCUUUGUACCCUUUCAAAAGUCUCCAAACUCGAGCUUCUCGGGAAACAAGGAGCUUUGUGGAGCGCCAUUGAGCUCUUCUUGUGGAUAUUCUGAUGAUAUUGAACAUUUGAGGUACAACCACAGAGUCUCCUACAGGAUUGUGCUUGCAGUGAUUGGUUCAGGUGUUGCUGUCUUUGUAUCAGUCACUGUGGUGGUUCUUCUCUUUAUGAUGAGGGAGAAACAAGAGAAAGCAGCAGCUAAAAACGUCGAUGUUGAAGAAAACAUCGAGGAUGAGCAGCCAGAGAUUAUAGCUGGGAAUGUCUUUCUUGAGAAUCUAAAACAAGGGAUUGAUCUUGACGCAGUUGUGAAGGAAACUAUGAAGGAGUCAAAUAAACUCAGCACAGGAACUUUCAGUUCGGUUUAUAAAGCCGUUAUGCCUUCAGGAAUGAUCGUCUCAGUGAAGAAACUCAAGUCUAUGGAUAGAGCCAUAACUCAGCAUCAGAACAAGAUAAUCAGAGAACUUGAGAGACUCAGCAAGCUUUGUCAUGACCAUUUGGUUACACCCAUUGGGUUCAUUAUAUAUGAAGAUGUUGCUCUCUUGUUGCAUCAGCAUUUACCUAAUGGUAACUUAUCUCAGCUGAUUCAUGAGUCUUCUAAAAAACCAGAGUACCAACCUGACUGGCCAAUGAGACUGUCAAUAGCUGUUGGAGUAGCAGAAGGUUUAGCGUUUCUCCACCAUGUCGCCAUUAUUCACCUUGAUGUUUCUUCUAGCAAUGUCUUGCUAGACUCUGGUUACAAACCUGUGCUUGGGGAAAUCGAAAUAUCGAAACUUUUGGAUCCAUCCAGAGGCACUGCAAGUAUUAGCUCAGUUGCUGGCUCCUUUGGCUACAUUCCUCCAGAGUAUGCAUACACAAUGCAAGUGACUGCACCAGGGAAUGUAUACAGCUACGGAGUCGUGUUGCUUGAGAUUCUAACCUCAAGAGCGCCGGUGGAGGAAGAGUUUGGUGAAGGAGUAGAUUUGGUGAAAUGGGUCCAUGGAGCUUCAGCGAGAGGAGAAACACCGGAACAGAUACUUGAUGCUAAGCUUAGCACUGUGUCUUUUGCUUGGAGGAGAGAGAUGCUUGCAGCUCUGAAAGUUGCAUUGCUUUGCACAGAUAUCACACCUGCAAAAAGGCCAAAGAUGAAGAAAGUAGUUGAAUUGCUUCAAGAGGUUAAACAAAUCAAAUGA
Eruca vesicaria subsp. sativa (arugula) is the source of this 3058-nucleotide messenger RNA. The record is from the annotation of a GenBank genome assembly. Lineage: Eukaryota; Viridiplantae; Streptophyta; Magnoliopsida; Brassicales; Brassicaceae.